This is a messenger RNA of Triplophysa rosa, 3073 nucleotides long. RefSeq names its product A-kinase anchor protein 7-like. Gene Ontology annotation, cellular component: cytosol. The record is from RefSeq and is a predicted model, not a curated record. The transcript is spliced from 8 exons. The coding region runs from base 188 to 1447 and encodes 419 amino acids. NCBI's taxonomy places the organism in Eukaryota, Metazoa, Chordata, Actinopteri, Cypriniformes, Nemacheilidae. Gene Ontology annotation, molecular function: protein kinase A regulatory subunit binding.
CACGCAACACCGUCAACUGUUUACGAAUAUUGAUUCACUAAUGUAUCUAUUCUCUUUAGGUAAGAUUAUGCGAUUGUCAUACAUGUAAAUAACUCGCGAGAAACCCGUUUAAACACAUCUUAUUAAAUAUAUGGCAAACAUUUACAUGAGUUACAUUUCUGUACGUCAGUGAUCAGUGUGAUCUGUCAUGAUCCGAUGUCACUUUCUGUUCACUAGAGCACUGAACAGCUUGUCAAGAGUGUUUUAUUGUAAAGUUACUGACACACGACCAAAGCCCGUGGAUUUCCGUGUCAUAUCUCAGUGCUGCUCUGCUGACAGGAGUAUGCAGUGUGUCACAGAGACACGCAGUGUAGCAUGCGGCGAAGAUGUCACGAGCUGCACACUACAACAUCAGACUCGACACAUCAACACUACUGAGGCUGUUAAGAAGGUAAUAAGAAAGUCAAAGAAAGAGCCAAAGAAGAGCAAGAAGAAGAGGAAGGAGAGACGUGCCGCAGGAUGCUCAGACAGUCUGAUGUCAGAACUUCCCUUCUCAAACACAGAGAUCUGGACGGAGCUGGGCUUUACCAGCUCGCAAGCAAGUGUGAAGAAGAAGCGUAAGAGAGGAGAGAGCGGACGAGUAGAGAGCGAGGAGGAUGGAGAUAAGAAGAAGAAAAAGCAGACGACUCGCCCAAACUACUUUGUCUCGGUGCCGAUCACCAACCCAAAGAUCAAAGAGGCGGUGGAGGAGGUUCAGAAGCUGGUUCUGGAGAAAGAUGGGCGUCUGUCUCGAGCUCUCGUACCUGUGGACACUCUACACAUCACUCUUCUGGUGACACACCUGAGGACACAACAGCAGCUCGAAGUUGCUGUGUCUGCGCUGUGUGAUCUGCAGGACUCUCUGAACACAUUGUUGGAGGGCAGGAGUCUCGUUCUGCCCUUCUGUGGUGUGGGACACUUUAAACAGGAAGUGGCAUUUGUUCAGAUCGCAGAAGGAGAUCAUUUGAGCACGCUCACACACAUGGCAGAGCGAGUGAGGAAGGCGUUUGAGGAGAGAGGCAUCACGUCUGCUGAUGAUAAAGCAUUCAAACCUCAUCUGACGUUUCUGAAACUCUCACGAGCGCCCAAACUACGCAAGCAGGGAGUUAAGAAGCUCUGUCCCACGCUGCUGUCAGACUUUGAGAGUCGUGUUUUUGGAGACGAAUGUGUGUGUAGAGUGGACCUGUGCUCCAUGCUGAAGAAAAAGUCUGCAGAUGGAUAUUAUCACUGUGAGAAGAGCGUCACAUUCAGUGUUAAGAAAGCGCCGGCGCUGGAUGAUGAUGAGUUGGUGAGUCUGAGUAAGCGUCUGGUUGAAGAUGCCGUGUUGCGGGCCGUGCAGCAGUACAUGGAGGAAACGCAACACAACGGCGCGGUGCCAAAAGACGAGGGUCCGCCGGGACCCACCGACACUCUGAGCACCACAAAAUGACCUCGCGACCCUCAGCCUGUACCCUGACCCGACCGCUGCGACACGCCUCCACCUGCCAGGGGGCGUCACACGACGGCAGAGAGGCGUUAAGAGUUGAUCUGUGGAGUGAGGUGUAGAAGAUCUGUGUUCUGGAGAUGCUCACGGGACGUGCACUGAUGAUGAUUCGGUGUUGGCCAUUUAGUCUUUCCUUUAUCUAAAUCACUCUCCUGCUUCACAUUAAUGACCACAGACAGAAUGAUGAACUGUCAACCAGUCACACACACACACGUUAAUGACAAUCUCAGCUGUUCUCUCUCACUGUGGAAAUGUACGGCAGACGUGAAGCUCAAGUGUUCUUCCAUCACACAGAACAUGUGGACAUGUACAGGACUCAAGUCCUCAUGUGAAGAGAGUGACAUUAACGGACGGCGCUUGUGUUUGUGUUUCAGGCCGACUCGACUCACAGAGCGUCCGCUUGCGGAAGAGAGUUCAGGACGUUAAGACUCUGUUAACACAAACACACAUUCAAGCUAACAUCAUACAAGAGCUGAAGCUGAACACACGCACACGCGUGCACACACACACGCACGCACACACACAGCAGGAGGGACGAGCACUUGACAUGAAGUUACUCUGAUUUUCUGAAUAUUACAGUAAAUAUGAGUUGAUUUGUAUAAUGUUUCAGAUGAGCACUUCCGCAGUGGCCUUACAGACCCUCAUGUGUCAUCGCUGAUGUUUCAUUCAUUGAUAUUUUCACCAAAACCUUAAAAUCUCUCUUUUAUGUCUGUAAUGUCAUCUUUUUCUUCUGUUAACCCAUAUUGAUGAUGUCGUGUGGCCGUAUGAAAUGCUUUGGGCCACGUUGAAUCAGGGAUGAUUCAAUAAAGCACUAUAUGUCUAUGAUGUCAUCAAUCAUCGCCCGUCACUUUUUUUAGGCUCAAAAUAAAUGACUUUCAGUUGAAAAUGAUUUGAAGUCCCUUGUUGGAUUGUUGUUUAUUUGUCAUUUCAUUUGUCUUUUGUCAAAUUCAUUCUAGUGAUGGUUAUAAUUUCCAAUAAAGCGUUAAGUCAGUUUUAUUGGAGAUCUGGUAGUGUCAGGUUUUUUACUUGUUGUUUUAUUAACAUUUAGAAUUAGGUUUUUUUUAUAUAGUUCGUUUUUGAGUUAUUUUUAGAUAUCUUGUUAUGUGCUUUUGACUCUUUUUGCUGUUAAGGUGUCAUUUCAGUUUCAGGUUAGUUUAUAUUUAUUUCCAGUUGAUCAUUUUAGUGCCUCAACUUUAACUUAAACUUUUGUUAUUUGAAGGCUUAGUAAUUCUUUGGCCUGCAGUAUAUUUGGCUUUUACUUGAUAGAAAUCGUUUAAUGCUUGAAAGAGUUUUAGUCGCCUAUAAUAACCCUGGAUCCCCACAGAAGAGAAACAGGAAUGUUGUUUUGGCAGCAGUCGUGUCGGUCUGAAGGUCGAAUGAGACGUAUGAGGACAGAAGAUGAAGAAAAGCCCUUGAAAUGACGUCAAUCAAACCACUGACUCUCACUGCUCCACUUACUGUCAUUCAAGACCAAGAGUUGGAUGUUUUUAAACUCACCUGUUGUUGUUUUUUAUUUAGUGUUUAUUUUUGUUAGCGUGUUUUGUUUGUAUUAAAGGUAUAAGAAUGUGUGUA